AUGAGGCUGCAGAUGAUAAGUAAUCUAAAAAAUAAAUACAAUAAGGUUGUCCGAGCCAAAUGUUUGGACGUGCUCAGUUACUUUUAUCCUGAGAGAGAUAACGUUGGAGCCACAGUCCAGAUGAUUUUGCUUGGUGCCUUAGUGGAAAGCCUAGCCACCAAGAACCAGCAUCUGAAGGAGACCAGAGCUCAGCAGGAAAAGCUGAUCAGAUAUUUGGAACAGCAGAAAGCGGCUUAUCCCCAGGUCCUGUUGCAUUGUUUAGGCCUCCUAAAACAAUUGGCUCAUGAGUUUUGCCGUGUCCAGUCCAAACUGGACUAGCUCAACACCCAGUAUAUGGAGAUUAAACGCAAUGCAUUGUUGCUGAAGAUAUGGUUUAAGGGACUGAAGAUCGUAUCAGAAACUUACACACCUGAGAUAGUGAAUGUGCAUCAGGUGAUCAGGGACAAACAGCAAGGUGGCUUGAACCAGGAAGAACAAGAUCUAGUCAUUUCCCACAAGAUCCUUUUGAAUUACGAGAUCCUGGGGCCGGAAUUUGAGGAGUUAAUAAAAGAAUACAUGCGGUUGCAAGAAAUUCUUCAGAACCGCUGGUGGGUGCUGACCGAAUUGAACAAAGCCUGA
Molecule: messenger RNA, 618 nt
Organism: Pseudonaja textilis
Lineage: Eukaryota; Metazoa; Chordata; Lepidosauria; Squamata; Elapidae
Source: RefSeq, a predicted model, not a curated record